Messenger RNA from Recurvomyces mirabilis, 2157 nucleotides. RefSeq lists its product as uncharacterized. The record is from RefSeq and is a predicted model, not a curated record. Gene Ontology annotation, molecular function: protein binding; mRNA binding. NCBI's taxonomy places the organism in Eukaryota, Fungi, Ascomycota, Dothideomycetes, Mycosphaerellales, Teratosphaeriaceae. The transcript has 2 exons. Bases 1 to 2157 code for a protein of 718 amino acids.
AUGGCUACCGUCACUCCGACUGCCACCGCUCCAAGCGUGUCAAGCCGCAAUCAACGUACGAUAACCCGCUUAUCUACUCACAGUGCCGUUGCUGAUAUCGGAACAGCGAUCCUCGUCAUCUUGACCCCAUCUGAUGAUCCCAGCGACCGCCGUACGAUCAGCCUUCAGCCAGGAGCGGCCAUGGUCAUCGGCCGUGCAUCGAACACAGGCGGCAGGAACCUUGGUGCUUCACCAGCCAAUGCUCUCUUCCCACGCCCCGUCGUCUCACGCUCUCACGCCGAGCUCCGUGCACAUCCCCACCGGCCACUCAACCAACAAAUUACAAUCACUGACAGCGACUCUACGCAUGGCACAUAUGUCAAUGACACCCGCCUCGAUGCACACCGUCCGUGCGCUCUUCGCGAUGGCGACGAGAUUAAGCUGGGUGACCGUGUGUCACGUGGCGAUGAAACUCACAAUGCCGUUACCCUUCAUUACAGACGUGCCGGCAGUAUCAGUAAUCUUGUUCACUCUUCACACCCCCUCCUCUCGAAAGGCUUCCAGGUCCCGUCAGAGUCGGAAGACGAAUCUGAUCCAGCCAGCGACGCCGAGUCUGUGGUCAGUUUCGACGAAGAGGUGGAGGCAUCUGCCAACACAACGCCAGAGCAGCCUAAGAUGACGCUCGGCUCUCAGGAGAAGCCCAUUGAGCUCGACAGGCCAGCCGAAGUCAUCUAUCUCGACGAUGAUGAGGAGGAUGGCGAUAUCACAUUGGCUGAUAAUAACAUCGAAGCAGUCGGGGUCCAGCCGUCUGCCUCUAGCAGAGGCACGGGUCGUGGUGGGUCGAUCGAGCUGGGAGAGCCCGUCAUGCUUGCGGUCAAAGAUACCUACGACAGCGACGAAGGUGAAGUCGAGCAUAUCGACGAUCCUGACUACGACGAGGAGGCGGACAUUGUGUAUAUGAGCGAAGAGGAGGACUUCUCUGAUCGUGAGCAGGAGUCUGAUGUCGCUUCAGAAAUGAAUAACGGCCUCGAUGAAGAUCAUGAGGAGGACAUGGGACUCCACUACCACCCGCCAACACACACGCCUCUAUCGCAGAACGCGACCGACGCGAGUGUUGUGAAGGAGACUCUCUUCGUGAGUCCUCCUGCAGCUCGCCCCGCCACCACACUGAACGCUCACUCUCUUGGACAGGACGGACCGAACCUUCACAGCUUUCCGCAGUCGCACUCUCAGUCCGCCUUCGACCCCGUCCGCGGCGUUCACCUUCCAAACCCGGCUACUGCGUCUCAGCCUCGCGCACCCUCCAGCUACACGUAUGACAGCCUUCUUUCUCACAGCUUGCCGCGGAACUCGACAACUGACAUCCAUGGCAGCAGUCGAUGGGAUGUCCAGCCAGCGGUCUUGCUAUCAAACAAUCAAGUCAACCAAAUCAACAAUUCGCAGCCGUUUUACACUGCGCCGCCAGCACCUCAAGACUUCAGCUUUUCCGGCCAGUCUGUUCGACCAUCCAGCUUCGACUGGGCAUUCCCUGAAUCAGUGAAGGAGUCCAGCGGACCCUCGGCAGCACCAUCAGAGUUUAUCCAUCCCUCUUUCACCAGCCCUUCAUUCCCCUACGGGAACUGGACAUCAAACCCAGAGCCGGAGCGUCUCGACAAUUCCAGCUUUACGCCUCGCAGUCCCCGCAAGAAGAUAUCCAUACCUGACAUCACCCAACGUGCAGAGGAGGAGCGCUCGAACUUUGUGAUGCCACAGGCUCCCGUCAUGGAUGAGGCUACGUUUGACCUCGGUCUGCAGGUUCCAGCUCCUGCUGUUUCUUGCAAGGCCACUGCAGGUCGCAAGCGCAAGGCAGAGGAGACGUCCGACAUCGACUCUGAUGACGAUCAUGAGAUCGAAGUCCAGGACUCCAUUGACGGCCUCCAAGUUCUGGAGGUGAUGCUCGAGCGCGCGCAUGCUGAACAAGCUAUCAUCCAGGAGGCGCAGCCUGCUAGAGCGAGUAUCCACCCAGUGAGCCUCACCCGGCCAAAGCCUCGCCCGGCCAAGAAAGCGAGAGUUACCGGCGCGUUGAAUGUGGCAAAGAUGGUGAGCAAGUAUGCUGCCGUCGCUGGUGCGGGCGCAGGUGGUAUGGUGGCGUUCUUGGCCAGUCCGUACGCGCAGCAGGUACUCGAGUGGAUGGGUUGA